Messenger RNA from Stomoxys calcitrans (stable fly), 1217 nucleotides. RefSeq lists its product as uncharacterized. Gene Ontology annotation, molecular function: DNA binding. The coding region runs from base 45 to 1040 and encodes 331 amino acids. Gene Ontology annotation, cellular component: transcription regulator complex; nucleus. The transcript has 2 exons. The record is from RefSeq and is a predicted model, not a curated record. NCBI's taxonomy places the organism in Eukaryota, Metazoa, Arthropoda, Insecta, Diptera, Muscidae. Gene Ontology annotation, biological process: regulation of transcription by RNA polymerase II.
UUUCAUCUUGCGUUUAUAGACGCUGAUUUUUAACACUGGUCAAUAUGUCCGGUUUCCACUCGAAGGAUUUAAUAAGAGAAGUUAAAUGUCGUCCUGGCAUAUACAAUAGAGAUCUUUUGGAACACCCGAAAAGAGAACAUAAACAUCAGUUGUGGUUAGAAGUCGGUGAGAAGUUGACCCCACAAGAGGAUUGGGACUCUUACACGGAUGUUGAAAAGGAUGCAAGAGUGGAUGAAAUUCAAGCCAAAUGGAAACAUAUACGUGACCAUUUUUACCGUGAACUUAAACUGGCAAGCUCUUCGGAUGCGAGCAAAAAGCGGAAAUAUGUGUAUUUCGAGGAAAUGGAAUUUAUGAGGCCAUACGUUGGUUUCAAACUUACCGGUGCUAAUAAAGCGAAAACAGAAUCCAUGGAUGAAGAUAAUAUUAGUCAAUAUUACAUGGAGGAAAACGACACAGACGAAGUAAUGGAAGAAUUGCUCAAAUCAACCGAUACCAAUGAAGAAGAACGAUCCGACUCUCCCGAUCUCCGAAGAAAUCCCAAACGUAACGUCAAACCUACACAAAAAGUCUUAUCCCAGAAAACUUCAACAGCCGCCGCACCACCGAAAUUUCGCAAAACUCCAAAAGACGUGAUAAAAAACUUCGAUGUCUUGAAAAAAACCUCUAACGUUCAUCCCGCUUCCAGUACAACAGCGGGUUCUAGUGGGGCGCCAGUGCCAUCAUUCAAGAUACGUGACGGUGAUAUAUCCUUCUGUCUUUCAUUGGUGCCUACUUUUAGGAAAUUAGGUGAUAGCGCAAAAUUAAGAGCCAAGAUUGAAAUGCUCAAAAUCCUCCAUAAAUAUGUUGAAAGCGCAGAGAGAACAAAGGGGCCACAUGCGAAUAUCAGGAAUAGUAAUAUCGAUGUUAAUCAAACGGGGGAAGAGCAUGAUAUGCAAGAAGACCAUUUAGAGGAAUUGGACGAAACGAUUAAUGUAAAACACGAAGAAAAUGAUGACCCGCUACAUGGUUCUAGCGGUAAUACAAAAGCAUGGUGGACCUAAUAUAAAUUACCCCAGGAAAAAGAAUAUGACCAUUAAGAAAUCACCUUGUAGUUUAAGCUUUGAACUAGGAUAAAACUCCUAGAAAAUCAUUUAAAUUAGAUACCAAAUUUUAAGGAAAAAAGUAAAUUUGUAUAUCUAUAAGAAUUAUGUUACAAAAUAAAAAAUAAAUCAAAACAA